AUGGACGCGGGAUUCUUCCGCGGAACAAGUGCAGAGCAGGAUAAUCGGUUCAGCAACAAACAGAAGAAACUACUGAAGCAGCUGAAAUUUGCAGAAUGCCUAGAAAAAAAGGUGGAUAUGAGCAAAGUAAAUUUGGAGGUUAUAAAGCCUUGGAUAACAAAACGAGUAACGGAAAUCCUUGGGUUUGAAGAUGAUGUUGUGAUUGAGUUUAUAUUCAACCAGCUGGAAGUGAAGAAUCCAGACUCCAAAAUGAUGCAAAUCAACCUGACUGGGUUUUUGAACGGGAAAAAUGCUAGAGAAUUUAUGGGAGAACUGUGGCCGCUGCUCUUAAGUGCACAAGAAAACAUCGCUGGAAUUCCUUCUGCUUUCCUAGAACUGAAGAAAGAAGAAAUAAAACAGAGACAGAUAGAACAAGAAAAGUUGGCAUCUAUGAAAAAGCAAGAUGAAGACAAAGAUAAGAGGGAUAAGGAAGAAAAAGAAAGCAGCAGAGAAAAAAGAGAAAGGUCUCGAAGCCCACGAAGACGCAAAUCCAGAUCUCCUUCCCCUAGAAGACGAUCUUCCCCUGUCAGGAGAGAGAGAAAGCGCAGUCAUUCUCGGUCUCCCCGUCACAGAACCAAAAGCCGGAGUCCUUCCCCUGCUCCAGAGAAGAAGGAAAAAACUCCUGAGCUCCCAGAACCAUCAGCAAAAGUGAAAGAGCCUUCAGUACAAGAGGCCACUUCUACUAGUGAUAUCCUGAAAGUUCCCAAGCCUGAGCCUGUACCAGAGCCUAAAGAACCUACUCCGGAGAAAAAUUCCAAAAAAGAAAAGGAAAAGGAGAAGACCCGACCAAGAUCUCGGUCACGUUCCAAAUCAAGAUCCCGGACGCGUUCUCGCUCUCCUUCUCAUACUCGACCUAGACGGCGCCAUAGAUCCAGAUCAAGAUCAUACUCACCUAGAAGGCGGCCAAGCCCAAGAAGGCGGCCGUCUCCUCGAAGAAGAACUCCACCAAGACGAAUGCCUCCUCCGCCAAGGCACAGAAGAAGCAGAUCGCCAGUGAGACGAAGAAGGCGUUCGUCAGCAUCCUUGUCUGGAAGUAGCUCGUCCUCGUCUUCGUCUCGCUCCCGGUCGCCGCCAAAGAAGCCUCCUAAGAGGACGUCCAGCCCCCCGCGAAAAAUGCGGAGGCUGUCUCCCUCAGCAAGUCCUCCCAGGCGAAGGCACAGGCCAUCACCUCCAGCAACUCCUCCGCCAAAAACUCGCCAUUCCCCAACACCUCAGCAGUCAAACCGGACAAGAAAAAGUCGUGUUUCUGUCUCUCCUGGGAGAACUUCAGGUAAAGUGACAAAACAUAAAGGUACUGAGAAAAGAGAGUCCCCUUCACCAGCACCCAAGCCUAGAAAAGUAGAGUUAUCUGAGUCAGAAGAAGAUAAAGGUGGCAAAACGGCUGCAGCAGACUCUGUGCAGCAGAGACGCCAGUACAGACGACAGAACCAGCAGUCAUCAUCUGAUUCUGGCUCCUCAUCUUCCUCAGAAGAAGAGCGACCCAAGAGGUCCCAUGUGAAGAAUGGGGAGGUAGGCCGGCGGCGGAGACGUUCCCCUUCCCGGAGUGCCUCUCCGUCGCCUCGGAAACGCCAGAAAGAGGCUUCCCCUCGGAUGCAGAUGGGAAAGCGAUGGCAAUCGCCAAUGACUAAAAGUGGCCGCCGGAGGAGAAGUCCCUCCCCCCCGCCCACCAGAAGGCGCCGUUCCCCCUCUCCUGCUCCACCUCCUCGCCGGCGCAGGUCUCCCACCCCGCCACCGCGACGAAGGACUCCUUCUCCUCCCCCUCGUCGGCGCUCACCUUCCCCAAGAAGAUACUCUCCUCCAAUACAGAGGAGAUACUCUCCUUCCCCACCUCCGAAGAGAAGAACGGCUUCUCCCCCGCCCCCUCCUAAACGCAGGGCAUCGCCGUCUCCACCACCAAAGCGCCGCGUCUCCCAUUCUCCGCCUCCCAAACAAAGAAGCUCCCCAGCCAACAAGAGACGUUCACCUUCAUUGUCAUCAAAGCAUAGGAAAGGGUCUUCCCCAGGCCGGUCCACCCGGGAGGCCCGGUCCCCACAACCAAACAAACGGCAUUCGCCCUCACCACGGCCUCGAGCUCCUCAGACCUCCUCAAGCCCUCCGCCCGUUCGAAGAGGCGCCUCAUCGUCACCCCAAAGAAGGCAGUCCCCGUCUCCAAGUACUAGGCCCAUUAGGAGAGUAUCCAGGACUCCGGAGCCCAAAAAGACAAAAAAAGCUGCCUCACCAAGCCCUCAGUCUGUAAGGAGAGUCUCAUCCUCCCGAUCUGUCUCAGGAUCUCCUGAGCUAGCAGCUAAAAAACCUCCAGCACCUCCAUCUCCUGUCCAGUCUCAGUCACCCUCUACCAACUGGUCACCAGCGGUACCUGUCAAAAAGGCUAAAAGCCCAACACCAAGCCCAUCACCUGCGAGGAAUUCAGACCAAGAAGGGGGUGGAAAGAAAAAGAAGAAAAAGAAGGACAAGAAACACAAAAAGGAUAAGAAGCACAAGAAACACAAAAAACACAAGAAAGAAAAGGCUGUGGCUGCGGCUGCUGGAACUCCUGCAGCCCUUGCUGCUCCCACCACCACAUCAGCACAGGGAGACCCGGAGGCAGGGCCGGAGCCCAGGAAGGAGACGGAGAGUGAAGCUGAGGAUAACCUGGACGACUUAGAAAAGCACCUGCGGGAAAAGGCCCUGCGAUCCAUGCGGAAGGCUCAAGUGUCCCCACAGUCUUAG
Messenger RNA from Pipistrellus nathusii (Nathusius's pipistrelle), 2748 nucleotides. The record is from the annotation of a GenBank genome assembly. NCBI's taxonomy places the organism in Eukaryota, Metazoa, Chordata, Mammalia, Chiroptera, Vespertilionidae.